CCCGUCCGGAGUGGGUCACGUGUCUGAUCAGCUGUUAUGCGGCACAUCCGCCUGACUCGCGCUAGUGUUUACAUGCAGGCUGCACGGGGCAGAAUGGGCAGACCCGCCUGAAGUAUUGCAGAUUAAUGGUUAGUGGACUGUGGUCUCCGCUGUGAACCAGGCGAGUCUAACAGACAUGCAGCACCCAAACUUCAAAACACGACAUCCGCUGCAGCAAGAGGAGCAGGAGACGGGUUACGACCCUCUACAGAACUACAACAGCAACAGAGAGCGAUCAUUGGAUAGUACUGUUGAGUACACGCUUCAGUCAUACAGAAAGGAGUGGGAUGAUUUGUUCCAGAACAGUAACUAUCUGGCGCGGAUCAGGCAGGCUGGCAUUAACGGCCGAUUACGGAGCAGCCGAUUCCGCAGCAUAUGCUGGAAGCUUUAUCUGGACGUCCUCCCAGAAGAUAAGACUCAAUGGAUCAGGCGAACCAAGGAACACCGAGCACAGUAUGAGAAGAUCAAAGAGACGCAUAUUACAAACCCUCGCAAAGCUGCCGGCCAACAGGACCUGGUGGUGAACAACCCACUGUCACAGGAUGAGGGGAGUCUAUGGAAUAAGUUCUUUCAGGAUAAGGAGCUCAGGAGCAUGAUCAAACAAGAUGUUUUACGAACGUUUCCAGAAAUGCUGUUCUUCCAGGAAGAGGAUGUCAGGAUGAAGCUGACCGAUAUUCUCUUCUGCUAUGCACGAGAAAACGAACAGCUACUCUAUAAGCAGGGUAUGCAUGAGUUACUGGCACCUAUAGUGUUCGUCCUUCACUGUGAUCACCAGGCAUUUCAACAUGCCAGUGAGACGACCAAUCCCAGUGAAGAGAUGAAAGUCCUUCUGGAUCCUAAAUUCCAUGAGCACGAUGCUUAUGCCAUGUUCUCUCUGCUCAUGGAGACAGCAGAACCCUGGUUCAGCAGUUUUGAGCGACAGGUCAGAAAGGGCAAAGAAGAAAUGUUAACCAGCAUCCCCUUUGCAAGGCCACAGGACUCGGGCCCCUCUGUUGCCAUAGUGACCAAAGUCAACCGAAUUCAGGACCAGCUAGUAAAGAAACAUGACAUUGAACUGUACAUGCACCUCAACAGACUAGAAAUAGCUCCCCAGAUUUAUGGCAUUCGCUGGGUUCGACUGCUGUUUGGUCGGGAGUUUCCCCUGCAAGAUCUGUUAGUGGUCUGGGAUGCUCUUUUUGCUGACAGCAUCACUUUGGACCUGGUGGAUUAUGUGUUUGUCGCUAUGCUUCUGUACAUCAGAGAUGCAUUGAUCGCUAGUAACUUCCAGACAUGUCUCGGGCUCCUGAUGCACUAUCCUCCUAUUGGAGACAUCCACUCACUGCUGCUGAAAGCACUAUUCCUCAGAGACCCUAAGAAUAAUCCACGACCUGUAAACUACCAGUUCCAACAAAACCUUGAUUACUACAAAACCCGUGGGGCUGACUUGGUCAACAGAACUCGGGCCAGCACCAAAGUAGCACCUCUCAACAUUAAUAAAGUAUCCAGUUCUCUUCUAAGUUUUGGCCGGAAGCUCAUCGCACCGAUGGGAGGUGGUUCCAGCGGUAUCUCGCCAAUUAAUAGUGAGGUGAUAUCAGCUCUUCCCCCUCAAGCUGAAGUGUCCCGCUCAUUGGCUGAGCCUCCAUCAUGCACCACCCCCACAAACACACAGAUGAAAUCUCAGCCAUACCCACAAACACAGAAUCAGCACCGGCUACUGAAGUCUGAAAGUAUGCCGGUACACCUCAGCAAAGAUUUAGGUUCUUGUGGAGCCUCUCAGAUAUCUCUCCCUGCCCAGAUUCACUCUGAUACCGCAGGCCACACCUCCUGGAUGGUUAGCUCCUCCCCCAGCACUGAAAGUCUGUCUGUCAUGUCUUCCCCUCCUCUCCCAGUGUCAAGGGGCCGAGACUCCAGCACAUCGUCUCCUCCCCCCUCUGCCACAAAGAAAGACUCUUUCUUUAACAUCAGUCGCUCACGGUCCCACAGUAAGACUAUAAACAAGAAGGAUGCGGAGGAGCUGGAGGCCCAGGUGUCAUUCUUACAGGGUCAGAUUAAUGACCUAGAGGCCAUGAGUAAAUAUUGUGCCAAGAUGAUGAACACGCACAUAGGCAAAAUUCAAGAUGUGAUACUGCAGGAGCAUCUGGAGAAGGAAGAUGAGGUUCUGGUGUCACUUGCUGGACUAAAACAGAUUAAGGACAUCCUGAAGGGAGCUCUCCAAUUCAACCAGAGCCAGCUGGAGUCAGAGGAGAAUGAAGAGAUCACCAUAGCAGACGAUCACUACUGCUCCACUCUGGACCAGAGUGAUCCAGACCACUUGGCUGAAGACACAGCUGUUUCUACUGGCAUACAGCAAAAGGCUCCACAGUGCAAAGACCACCAGGAAGGAGACGUGGAAGCUGAGAAAGAAAAGGAGGAGCAGGAGGAGGAGGAGAAGAUGGAGAAGGUCUUGACCACUGAGGAUAUCGCCACAAUACCAGAGCCACAGGCCACUGAAGGGAGAAACUGGGAUGACUACAUCUUGGUCUCACAGGAUGGCGAGCCAUCUGAGAAUGAGGAGCAAAGCAUAACCACCAAGGCUCCACUCUGUAAGCAUAUACGUGGCCUAAACAAGGCGGAUUUUCAAGACCCUCUGAUGGGGACCACAUCAGGGUCCUCCAGUCCAGAUGAUGGCAGCACUCACAGCAAGGACUCUGAUUUCACUAUUGUUAAUCCUACUGACCUUUGAACCUGGAUUCCCUCUAAAUAUGACUAGACCCAUCUCCAACACUAAAGAAACUCUGCCGGACAUUUGCAGAUACAAUCUCAGGCUGAUUGCCUCAUGUGCCCCAAGCCCUGUAACUGAAUCCUGGACCACUGACUGUGUAUUUAAGUACAAUCUCAUUCAAAUGUCUCUUUUCUUUAUGCCCCAAAUAUAAGGCCCUAUACUGUACCAUGUAUACCAUGGAUCCUUUGCUCCGUUACUUAGAUGUGGUAUCCAAAGCCAUAAAAAGCAGCCUCAACUCAAAUGAGAUUCUCCAUUCUGUAAUUUUUUUUGUUUUAAAUGCCCUUACGACUGAAAGUUUUUGACAUCACUUGAUGUCUAUUUUGAAGCCCUAUAUUUGGUUUCUCCUAAAUCGAUAUCCUGUGAAAUACAUUAAGCACACUCUCUGCCUCAGAUAAAAGCUAUAUUUGCUACCGUUCUCCCUCUAUCUCCGUCUUUGUCUUCUUUUGGAUUACUAAGUGUUGUGACACUGACAGAUGCUCAGUCUAGUAGUAGAGAGCUCUAUCAUCCAUAUGGACUGAUUGUUGCUAUCCUUCACUCACUUGUCUUUACUGAUUUUCCAUUAACCAGUGCCUGAACAGUUGUCCAGUUUUGUCUGUUUUCUUUUUUUAAGAUUUGCGAUUUUAGACCACGACAUUAUUUGUUAAAUUAUUAAUGAUUCUUUCAUAUUUGUCAUUUUAAGCCAAUGUUAUGUGAUCCUUUUGUGUUGUAGUAUUUCUCUGGCGUCAGCAGUCUCAUUUUGUCUUGGUUCCUGUGGUAACUGUGUAUUGUUCUGCACAUGACACAAGGGAUAUUUCUAAUACUGAUAUCUUAUUAACUCUGGAUGAAUAAAAAGCAUUACUCUUGUCUAAUCCAAA
Messenger RNA from Carassius gibelio (silver crucian carp), 3633 nucleotides. RefSeq names its product TBC1 domain family member 5. Gene Ontology annotation, molecular function: GTPase activator activity. Bases 176 to 2740 code for a protein of 854 amino acids. NCBI's taxonomy places the organism in Eukaryota, Metazoa, Chordata, Actinopteri, Cypriniformes, Cyprinidae. The record is from RefSeq and is a predicted model, not a curated record. Gene Ontology annotation, biological process: activation of GTPase activity. The transcript is spliced from 23 exons.